AUGACGGAAAAGCAAGGCCGCAAAUCGGCUCUGGUGGGCUCUCUACAGAUUCUCAGGAGCACAUUCAAUGCGCGACACAAUCAACGGGGACUUGAGGAUAACAAGGACAUAACCAAUGGGAGGAACACACACAGAGAAGCACAUAGGAGCAGCUCACUUCCACCCAUCACUGCCGGCAUCUGCCAUUCAUCCCAACGGCAACCAAUCGUCCACACCUGCCGCCAAUCUUCCAUGCCACUGUGCCAAAAAAAUCCAUUGUGGAAGUACAACAACAUCAACAACGACCCACAACGCCUUGAAAUCAGUAAUAGUAGGUUACAGACACAUGACUCCAACGUGCGGGCCCAGCACAGAGCCUCAUGCUCCCACUGUCUAACAGGUUUAGAGUGCUCUUCGACCAAAAUAGUUUCAAGGAUUCCAACACCAGCGAAAUCCCCUGCAGGAGAUCUGUACUCCCAUGAAGUAUAUCGAAAAGAAGGCAGAAGAAGUGUGCUAUCAUCCUUGGGAAGACAAUGUGUGGACAUGAACAAAGAUGCAAGCACCAUUUACAAAACGGAUCUGGAUAAGGAAGAAGAAAGGAAGGAUUUCAUCCGCCGUAGUGAUACACAAAUGCUCAGUUCUGAGAGAUACAUGUUCGACACCGACGCGACUUCAGCACCUAGGUUUCAGAUCCGAACUCACCACCAGAGAACCAGCGGCAUACAGAGAGCUACAACAGAACUAUCCUCAAAAAUAUUCUCCAACAGCAUGCAUUCGAAAAAUCCUACUCCUGUUCCCUGUGUCACUGUAUUAAAGGCAGGUCGUCCAUGCAGCUUGCUGGCAGAUAUUGAUGCCAAAAGCCGACCCGCCACUCGACUGUUCAAUCCUAUAUCAGCAUUCAUCUCACGGCUUGAGACAGGAGCACAAAGGAAUGAUUACAUUAAGAAUGAUGAUCUCAGUGCUAGUGGCCGGAGUUCCGGGACUGUCAAGGUACUGCUACCUUCGAGGAAAGAGCGAAUUGGAUACCAUACUGUUCCCAAAGGAAAGUUGGCAACACACCACCAUCAGUUGUUGGAGACUUGCCAACCUGCGGACUCAAAAGCAAAAGCCAACACACUCAAAAAAGGUGACAAAAUGGAAUAUGUUAAAAAGGGUCUCCGAUGGACGAACGGCUUUGAGAACCUGAAGCUUGAAAUCAAAGCAAAAAAUGAUGCAUUUAAACCUCCUAACCCUCCUAAGGCCCCGAGCCGAAGUGCUACAAGGCUAAGCCCCCUACCAGACACCGGAAAUUUACGGCAUAGGGAUCAAAUGGGGAGAAUGGUAUCGUCGAGGAGCCACCCCACUGGGUUCCGUUCGAAGCUGAAGAAGCCAGGGCUAACAGUCCAUGCCGACUGGGUUUCGCAGGUCAGUGAAUCUCAGCCUCAACAAUACUGGCUCGGUAGAUUCGUCACCCUCGUCAAUGCUUUCCACUACGAAGACUCCUUCCAUGAGCCGGACAUCGCAACCGGGUUCGGCAUGUUGUCAAGUUAUUCUCGUCCGUUAGGACACCCAGAUUCAAACGAGGCGGGCUACCGGAUCAAACGAGCCUUCAUGGUCCUCGAAAAUGUUUGUAUGAACGAUGAAGCAAGUGCGAGUCUACGAAAGUUCCGAUACGAAUACAUUGGCAAAUUUGGAGAUGGGUGGAUGAUAUGAUGCCCUGUUGGAAACGAUGGUUGAUCGCAGGUAUUGGC
Aspergillus pseudonomiae is the source of this 1709-nucleotide messenger RNA. RefSeq lists its product as uncharacterized. The transcript has a single exon. The record is from RefSeq and is a predicted model, not a curated record. Bases 1 to 1671 code for a protein of 556 amino acids. Lineage: Eukaryota; Fungi; Ascomycota; Eurotiomycetes; Eurotiales; Aspergillaceae.